AUGCGCAACCUCGUCAUCCUCGCGGCCCUCGCGGCCCUCGCCUCGGCCGGCACCGUCAGCGUCGACGUCCACAAGCAGCUUCCCCAGCUCGACGACAUGCUCAAGAUUCACAAACGCUCCGGCGAUCCCGUCAUUGACCUCCAGGCCAUCAACAACGUUACCGGGGGCGGCUAUUAUGCCGACCUGGGCAUCGGCACCCCUCAGCAGGUUCUGAUGUUUCACCUCGAUACCGGUUCCAGCGACACCUGGGUCAACCUCGAGGGCAUUUACUUUUGCAGGGUUGGCCGUCCCGAAGUCGGUCUUCCCCCUUCUUGCAUGAAGCAGUUCGACCCUGAUGCCAGUUCCACAUACAACGUGACGAUUCCAAAUGGCUUCAAGAUUGCCUACCUCGAUGGCAGCACUGCCUCGGGCGAUUACUUCCGCGAUUCCGUCACCAUUGGCGGCAACAUGACCAUCAAGCAGCAGCAGCUCGGUCUCGCCAAGCUCAGUGGCAGCCCGACCGGCCUCAUGGGGUUGGGCAUGAACGUCGGCGUCGCCGCCAAAAGGAAAUACCCUACCAUCAUUGACAACCUCGUCUCCCAGGGCCUCAUUGAAACCGCCGCCUUUAGUCUCUACCUCGACGCCAUCACCGAGAGCCACGGCACCUUUCUCUUUGGCGGCAUCGACACCAAAAAGUACAUUGGAGACCUCGCCACCCUCCCUCUUGUCGCCGACGACAUUCACGGCUCCGAAAACGUCACCUCGUACGCCGUCAACCUCGUCGGCUUCACCGCCGACGACAUUUCCCUGCCCACCCUCAAAACAAAGGCCAUUCUCGACACGGGCGCCACCCUGGUCCUGCUUCCCGGUCGCGUUGUCACCCCCAUCAACCAAAAGCUCGGCGUCGUCGCCAUCAAGGGCGUCGCCACGCCCUUCAUCGACUGCGGUGCGGCCAGCAAAAACGCAAAAAUCAAGUUCAACUUUCAGUUCAACGGCAAGACCAUUGUCGUUCCUCUCAAGGAAAUGAUUAUCGAUUCGUUUACCAAUCACCAGGACCUUUUUCAGAGCCCCAACCUGAGGAGCUACUUCAAGAAUUUCGAUAGGGUCUGCAUGUUUGGCAUCGCCAGCGCCGACGACUACAAGACCCAGGAGCCCGAUCCCUUGGGCUCCGGCGGCAGCGCCUCCAACGAGCCCGAGUAUGCUCUUCUCGGCGACACCUUUUUGCGCUCGGCCUAUGUUGUGUACGAUUUGGCCCGCCAAGAGUUGGCUCUUGGCCAAGCGUACCCCAAGUCGAACGAGACAAACAUUGUCACGCUCAAAGCCAACAGCCCCAUUCCUUCCAUCAAGGGCAUGGACGCUCCUGCCGCGGGAGAGACCGCCAAGGACAGCGCUGCUGCCGUGGCCUGCGUCCCCUCUGCUGCCACUGCUGUGGUCCUGGCGCUUGCCGCCGCUGUGGCCGCUCUGUAA
Messenger RNA from Cordyceps militaris CM01, 1446 nucleotides. RefSeq names its product candidapepsin-4 precursor. The coding region runs from base 1 to 1446 and encodes 481 amino acids. Gene Ontology annotation, biological process: proteolysis. The record is from RefSeq and is a predicted model, not a curated record. Gene Ontology annotation, molecular function: aspartic-type endopeptidase activity. The transcript is spliced from 3 exons. NCBI's taxonomy places the organism in Eukaryota, Fungi, Ascomycota, Sordariomycetes, Hypocreales, Cordycipitaceae.